Electrophorus electricus (electric eel) is the source of this 1574-nucleotide messenger RNA. Its product is annotated as galanin receptor type 2. Lineage: Eukaryota; Metazoa; Chordata; Actinopteri; Gymnotiformes; Gymnotidae. Gene Ontology annotation, cellular component: plasma membrane. Gene Ontology annotation, biological process: G protein-coupled receptor signaling pathway. The record is from RefSeq and is a predicted model, not a curated record. Gene Ontology annotation, molecular function: G protein-coupled receptor activity.
UUCACAAUGCCACAGGGAGUGGAACAGGAAAUCUACUUUGAACACUGUACAAUAUUUUCCCACAGAUUUUGGAAUGAUGUUGUUUUCAAUAACGCUACUAUGCCUCCACUACUGACAAUUAUGGUUAAAUAGAGUUGUUUGGAUUGAUGCAGGUGUUGAUUGGCACUUGUGUGAGAAAAUGAGUCUGACUGGAAAAAAAAGAAAUGAGUGUUGCUCUUUGGACUAAACCAGACUGGUAAAGUUUAGGAUGCGUUACUGUCAGGUAAGCCAUGAGUAACCUUCUCACAGAUAACAGCAGCAAUGCACUGGGAUCAGGUGCCAUGGACAACAUUAGCGAUGUGUCAGGACCAAGCGAUAUUGAGCGGAUACUGGUCCCCAUACUGGACACCUUCAUCCUGGUCGCAGGGGUGGUUGGACACAUCCUGGUCAUCACUGUUAUUUGUCGGAUGCUGAAGAGAGGGCAGGCGAGUGGACCCACCACUGGGGGAGUCCAGGACACCAGUGCCAACGGCACAGACAUUCUUCUACUGUCUUUAAGUGUAUCAGAUCUCCUUCUCCUUUCCUGUAUUCCUUAUCACACUGUUACCAUAGCUACCCACCACUGGCCUUUUGGUAGUUUUAUGUGCAAGGCUGUGAGCUUCCUGGGAGCGAUGUGCACCUCUGCGAGUGCCUUCACCCUCGCAGCCUUGGCCUUCAGCCGCUUCCUUACUGUGGUUCAUCCUUCAAAGGCUUACCGCUGGCGUCAGGGCCGCCGCAUUAAACUGGCCACGGCUGCUCUGUGGCUGCCAGCCAUUGUGUUAGCGCUGCCGCAGUUUUCCUGGCGGACUCUGGUGUCUGCCAGUGGCACCCACACAACUCGACAGGACAUGACGUGUUUCCACUUCCUCUCCGACACGAGCCAAAUAGCCUAUGGGAUGUGCCAUUUCAUGUUUGCCUUUGCUCUUCCACUUGGGGUUAUAGUGGUAGCAUAUGGAAAGAUCUACAACUUCCUGCGGAAGACCAGACGAGGCCGCACAGGCCAGGCAGACCGCCUGGAGAGCUAUCAAACACAGGUGACCCAAACAUCUGUUCUGCUCGUGCUGGGGUUUGCUUUGUGCUGGCUGCCCUCCUAUGGACUGAUGUUGGCCCAAUUUGCAGACCAUUCUACAGUCACACGGCCAUCCCCUCCCUACGGAGCCUUGGCUACCUUCGCCCGGGUCACGUCCAUUUCAUCUACUGUGGUGAACCCCAUCCUGUAUGUGUUCAUGUCACAAAAGUUUAGGAAGGAACUCAAAAAGCUCUUUGGCAGAGACUGAGUAGACAGACCAGAAGAACAAGAAGUCAAGUAUAUCAUAGCAGACUUUAGAAAGACCAGCUUGCAGCAAUUACUGCUGCUUCUGCAUUCACUGAAAGAAAGUUUCAAUGCCAUUACUUUCAUUAUUAACAUCAUAUAUUACAUGAUAAGAUGCUGGUCUCAUGGAAGGCAACAUUGCUGAUUAUUAUGUUAGAAUAGCAACACAUGACCACUGUACGUUUUUACAUCUUUAAAAGUUAUGAAUUAUGGUAUUUAUGCUUUAUGGUAUUUGGUUGUAUAG